Molecule: messenger RNA, 2472 nt
Organism: Vidua macroura (Pin-tailed whydah)
Lineage: Eukaryota; Metazoa; Chordata; Aves; Passeriformes; Viduidae
Gene: PRPF3
Product: pre-mRNA processing factor 3
Exons: 16
Coding region: 296-2350 (684 amino acids)
Biological process (GO): mRNA splicing, via spliceosome
Cellular component (GO): U4/U6 x U5 tri-snRNP complex
Source: RefSeq, a predicted model, not a curated record
GAACCCCAGGGGGGAUAACUGAACCCAGGACCCCAUUCCCAGCUCCAGGAGGGAUAACUGAACUCCAGGACCCCAUUCCCAGGAGGGAUAACUGAACUCCAGGACCCCAUUCCCAGCUCCAGGAGGGACAGCUGUGCCAGGUGUCCAUUCCCACAGCCCCACCUUGGUGCCGUGGUCGGGCUCAGCCCUAAGGAGAUUUUCCCAGAUCCGAUUAGGGCCCGGAGCCAGUUAAAAGCAGUUGCAGCCACAGCCCAGGCCGUGAGUGCUGCAGGAUGUGAGGGGAUCCCGAGCGGAGAUGUCGCUGUCCAAGCGCGAGCUGGACGAGCUGAAGCCAUGGAUCGAGAAGACGGUGAAGCGCGUGCUGGGCUUCUCGGAGCCCACCGUGGUCACCGCCGCGCUCAACUGCGUGGGCAAGGGCAUGGACAAGAAGAAAGCGGCCGACCACCUUAAACCCUUCCUGGAUGAUUCCACCCUGCGAUUUGUAGACAAGCUCUUUGAGGCAGUGGAGGAAGGACGAAGCUCCCGGCACUCCAAAUCCAACAGCGACCGGAACCGGAAGCGGGAGCUAAAGGAUGUGUUUGGUGAUGACUCUGAGGUGUCCAAGGAAUCCUCUGGUGUCAAGAAACGGCGCAUCCCACGGUUCGAGGAGGUUGAGGAUGAGCCUGAAGUCAUUCCAGGCCCGCCGUCGGAGAGCCCAGGGAUGCUGACUAAGCUCCAGAUCAAACAGAUGAUGGAGGCAGCCACCCGGCAGAUUGAAGAGAGGAAAAAGCAGCUGAGUUUCAUCAGUCCUCCGACACCACAGCCCAAAAUUUCUUCUUCGUCCCAAUCGGAACGGCUCCCCAUCGGCAACACGAUCCAGCCCUCGCAGGCUGCCACCUUCAUGAACGAUGCCAUCGAGAAGGCCAGGAAAGCUGCAGAGCUGCAGGCCCGGAUCCAGGCUCAGCUGGCCCUGAAACCGGGGCUCAUUGGCAACGCCAACAUGGUGGGGCUGGCCAACCUGCACGCCAUGGGCAUCGCGCCGCCGAAAGUGGAGCUGAAGGAUCAGACCAAGCCCACACCUCUGAUCCUGGAUGAGCAGGGCCGGACAGUGGAUGCCAGCGGGAAGGAGAUUGAGCUGACCCACCGCAUGCCCACCCUAAAGGCCAACAUAAGAGCGGUGAAGAGAGAGCAGUUCAAGCAGCAGCUUAAGGAAAAGCCCUCAGAAGACAUGGAGUCAAACACGUACUUUGACCCCCGGGUCUCCAUAACCCCGGCACAGCGGCAGAAACGCACCUUUAAGUUCCAUGAAAAAGGAAAAUUCGAGAAAAUUGCCCAGAGGUUGAGAACAAAGGCUCAGCUAGAAAAGCUGCAGGCAGAGAUCUCCCAGGCUGCCAGGAAAACUGGGAUUCACACUUCCACCAAGUUGGCUCUGAUCACCCCUAAGAAGGAGCUGAAGGAGGGGGAGAUCCCAGAGAUCGAGUGGUGGGACUCCUACAUCAUCCCCAAUGGCCUGGAUUUAAAAGGCGGCACGACCUCAAAGAAAGACGAGUACUUUGGGAUCACGAACCUGGUGGAGCACCCAGCCCAGCUCAACCCCCCGGUGGACAGCGACACGCCGGUGACCCUGGGCGUGUAUUUAACAAAGAAAGAGCAGAAGAAAUUACGGCGCCAGACACGGCGAGAAGCCCAGAAGGAGCUGCAGGAGAAGGUCAGGCUGGGCCUGAUGCCACCACCAGAGCCCAAAGUGAGGAUUUCCAACCUGAUGCGGGUGCUGGGCACGGAAGCUGUCCAGGACCCAACCAAGGUGGAAGCUCACGUCCGAGCGCAGAUGGCCAAGAGACAGAAGGCUCACGAGGAAGCGAACGCGGCGAGGAAGCUCACGGCGGAGCAGCGGAAAGCCAAGAAGGUGAAAAAGCUCAAGGAAGAUGUUUCCCAGGGAGUUCACAUAGCUGUGUACAGGGUCCGAAACUUGAGCAAUCCAGCAAAAAAAUUCAAAAUCGAGGCGAAUGCUGGGCAGCUGUACCUCACGGGCGUGGUGGUCCUGCACAAAGAUGUCAACGUGGUGGUGGUAGAAGGAGGCCCGAAAGCACAGAAGAAAUUCAAACGUCUUAUGCUGCAUCGAAUAAAGUGGGACGAGCAGACGUCAAACACGAAGGGAGAGGAUGAUGAUGAGUCUGACGAGGAGUCCGUUAAGAAAACAAACAAAUGCUCUCUGGUUUGGGAGGGCACGGCGAAGGAUCGCAGCUUCGGCGAGAUGAAGUUCAAGCAGUGCCCCACGGAGAACAUGGCGCGGGAGCACUUCAAGAAGCACAGCGCCGAGCACUACUGGGACCUGGCGCUCAGCGAGUCCGUGCUCGAGUCCACGGACUGAGCCCGGCACGGCCCCGCGGCCGCUCCCGCCCCGCAGCCCCUGAGCCACACAGCUCCCAGCACUCUCCUCAGCACCCCCAUUAAAGACAUAUUUUUUAAAACAAAUCGCCGUAGCGUGUUUUU